CGUUGUUUGCCGUUCCAUAAACCCGUACGUGGCAAUCAGAGAGUAGCACAGAGCUAACGAGGCUGCGGCAGCUCCCAUCUUGCGACAGUUCAUACUGAAACGACAUCUUGUCGGAUAUUGUGAAGGACGGACGCAGGUUACAGUUCAACCUUUGUGACUCACCAUUUGAGGCAUGUUUACCGCGUCAGAGCUCGUCGUCUUGCUGGCAGUCCUGUCUGCUACCGCGUCCGGCUACUUCGUUAGCAUAGACGCCCAUGCCGAGGAGUGCUUCUACGAGCGGGUCAACUCCGGCACCAAGAUGGGCCUCAUGUUUGAGGUGGCCGAGGGAGGCUUCCUGGAUAUUGGUGUAGAGAUAACGGGACCUGAUGGGAAGCAGAUCUAUAAAGGCGACAGGGAGUCUAGUGGGAAAUACUCAGUUGCUGCACACAUGGACGGUACCUACAAGUUCUGCUUCAGCAACAAGAUGUCGACCAUGACACCCAAGAUCGUCAUGUUCACAAUUGACAUUGGAGAGGCACCUAAAGGCCAAGAUAUGGAGACCGAAGGUCACGACAGCUGGGAUGCCCAUCAAAACAAACUGGAGGAGAUGAUCAAUGAGCUGGCGGUUGCCAUGACGGCGGUAAAGCACGAGCAGGAAUACAUGGAGGUCCGAGAGAGGAUACACAGAGCAAUCAACGACAACACGAACAGCAGGGUGGUCCUGUGGUCCUUUUUUGAAGCCCUGGUUCUGGUGGCCAUGACGCUCGGACAGAUUUACUACCUCAAGAGGUUUUUUGAAGUUCGACGAGUGGUGUAGAGUCGUGACCUUGGCUGUGUCCUCGACAUGAAGACAGUAGUUUACACUCUGGAAGUGAGACCUGAUUGGAUUUCAGAUGGUUUCUUCUCCCGUUACCACUUUAAGUCCUUUAUGUGUUUUUGAAAAGAUUUAUUUUAUUUUGGUUUUCUGAUUAAAGAAGAGUUCAUUGCCAGGUCAGCGUCGUCUGUGCAGUGACUGAAGCUUUUAUUUAAAAUAGACUUGAAUGAAAGGGCGUGCACGGAGCCACCACAAGCAAACGUUGCUCUUUUAAUAUUUAUCUCCAAACAUUUUCAAACGUAAAGUGGUAUCUGAAUGAGAUGUAGGGUUGCUGGUUCCACCUCCUGACGUCCCUUAGGACGUCCACGGCUUCUGGCAUUUUUAAAUUGGAAACUGCAACAGUCUGAGGGUCAGAGGUUAAACACUGAGGGUGCAGCUCCAGAGCGUAGAUGAAGACCGCCUUUUGUGUUCAGGUUGA
This is a messenger RNA of Nematolebias whitei (Rio pearlfish), 1271 nucleotides long. RefSeq names its product transmembrane p24 trafficking protein 2 (gene tmed2). The record is from RefSeq and is a predicted model, not a curated record. Gene Ontology annotation, cellular component: endoplasmic reticulum-Golgi intermediate compartment; Golgi apparatus; COPII-coated ER to Golgi transport vesicle. The coding region runs from base 173 to 796 and encodes 207 amino acids. Gene Ontology annotation, biological process: Golgi organization; endoplasmic reticulum to Golgi vesicle-mediated transport; intracellular protein transport. The transcript has 5 exons. Lineage: Eukaryota; Metazoa; Chordata; Actinopteri; Cyprinodontiformes; Rivulidae.